AUGGCGUAUUGCCGUUUGGUGUUCCCAUUGUUAGUUCUAAGUGUAGUUAACUGUUAUGCAUCUGUCGCUCCGGUGUAUAUGUGGGGCGAUUUGCCCCAACAUUUGUCGGAGGCGAAUCCCCUCACAACAUUAAAUGAAGAAGAGUUUGCACAAAUUCUUAAAGAAGAAACGGCUGAAAGUUUGGUUGUUGUGUUCGCUGAGCAGACGCUCUCCGUAGAAGACUUCUCACGUAGAGACGAUGAUGGUUUGCCUUCUUUCAAUUACUUACAUAGCAAAAUUGGAAGUGCUGCAUACUUGCCUUCGGUAGCCAAUCCGUUAGAAGUGCUGAAAACGUUUGCAGAUGGUUCGGAGACCACUAUUGAUCUUACCAACGCUGUUUCAUCCGACGACAUUUCUGUCAAGAGUUCUGACAAAUUUGUCAUUAUUAACUUGAAAGACGCGCUCGAGGAUGAGUCCAGGACCGCUUAUCUGCGUCGUCACGAUGAAUUUAUGCAGAACACGGUAUCCAAGCUGCAGGAGAAUGGGGUUAAAGUUGUGGCUAUCUAUACAGCCUACUCCCCAUCAUGGAUCAUCCCUGUUAGUCACUCCCGUGCACGCCGUGCUGCGAGUAGGAACGAUUUCAUCGAUCUUAUUGGCCUGCGUCUACAUGCUAAGAGCAUCUCCCUCAAAAGCAGGAAUGAGACUAUACCGUUAACACCACUUGUAAGCUCCAACACUACUUUCGAUACCGACGUCAUGAAUACCACCUUGGUGUAUGAGAAUGACACAAGUAUCAUGCUGAACUUUGUUAUGAAGGGUGGUUACUGGUACUUCGAUUCGGUAACUCUGUCUCUGUCAACAUUCCUUGAAAAUCUAUAUCCUGUAGAGGAGGUAUUCGCCAUAGAAGGAUUCUCUUACCGUUGUGCUGAAAAUGUGAGGUUUGCCAGUGUUAACGAUACCAGAGACUACACACUCAACUUUGAGAAUUUGAAGAUUCAACCAUUCUUUGAGAACACCAACAGCAGUACACCAUUUGGAGACUCUUUCAAUUGUGUAGGAUUCUUCAGCGCUCCUAUCUGGGCGGGGCUCUUCGUCACAUUCAUCCUUCUCGCCAUCACGUUCUAUGGUAUCAUGAUGAUGAUGGACAUUAGAACCAUGGACAGGUUCGAUGACCCUAAGGGCAAGACGAUCACUAUCAACGCCGGAGAGUAA
Arctia plantaginis is the source of this 1191-nucleotide messenger RNA. Lineage: Eukaryota; Metazoa; Arthropoda; Insecta; Lepidoptera; Erebidae. The record is from the annotation of a GenBank genome assembly.